AUGCAAACUGGCUGCCAAUACCAUUGGCAACUGAGUCGGUGCUACAUCUUUUGUACUGAUUGCUCCCUGGGCAUUGAGAACAGCCAGGCAUCAUGUCACCUUGUGGGUGGUGUGGAGGAGAAGACCAAGGUAUAUGUUGGUAGUCUGGGAACCAGUGUCAGCAGAGGAGAGUUAGAAAGGGCUUUUGGUUAUUACAGUAUCUUAAGAACUGUGUGGAUUAUGAGAAAUCCUCCAAGAUUUACCUUUGUGGAAUUUGAAGAUCCUACAUAUGCAGAAGAUGCAAUGCGAGGCCUGGGCAGGGAGGUGAUUUGUGGUUCCCAAGUGAGAGUUGAAUUAUCAACAAAUAUGCCUCAGAGCUCUGAUUUUGAUAGACCACCACCUGCCCAACAUUCCUUUGAUCCCAAUGAUAGAUGCUAUGAAUGUGGCAAAAAGGGACAUUAUGCUUAUGAAUGUCAUCUUGACAGCUGGUGGAGGAGAAGCAGGUCACAGUCUAGAUCACAUUUAAGAUCCAGAGGUAGAUGAUACUCUUGUUCACAUAGCAGGAGCAGGGAAAGGAGGUCAAGAUCACCAUCUCCUCAGCGAUCAAGAUCUGUGUUUCUCUGUAGAUCGAGAUCAGCUUCACAGAGGUCUACGUCUGGUUCCAUAAAAACAUCAAGAUCCCCAUCAAGGUCAAGAUCAAGAAUCAGUUCUAUCUCCAUUUCCAAAAGAAGCCACUCCCCAUCAGGAAGUACACAAAGAAGUGCAAGUCCUGAAAAGGUGGACUGA
This is a messenger RNA of Puma concolor (puma), 765 nucleotides long. The record is from RefSeq and is a predicted model, not a curated record. NCBI's taxonomy places the organism in Eukaryota, Metazoa, Chordata, Mammalia, Carnivora, Felidae.